GGCGACCGCUCCACGUCGUCGUCCGACCGGCUCGUUACGGGGUUAUCACUGUCCCAUGCCUCUUUCGCUCGGUUAGGGUUCCUUUCCGAGCUCUACGAUCAGUCCUCUCUUGCAAGUCCGCAGUCGGCAUGAAGCUCUCCUUCAACGCCUCCAAGAAGCCUCCCAAGCCGGCGGCCAAACCCCUCUCCACCACCUUCGGCUUGGCCGACGACGGCGAGGCGCCAUCUUCAUCGGCGCGCGAGCAGAUCACCCAAUUCGAUUCCUCCGAUGCCCCGGCGGAUGACGCAAGCCGCAGGGUUAUCCCACCGAAGCCCAACGAAUGGCGCCCCACCAAGAAGAUGAAGAACCUCGACCUGCCUCUGCAGCCGGACCCCGCCUCCGAAUCCUCCUCCGAUCUCUCCCGGUUCCAGCCCCAGUCAAGGUCCCUCGACGAUGAGGCCAACGCCAGUGCCGUGUCGUACGGCCUCACUGUCCGUCAGAGAGAGAACGGCGGCGGCGACGAGCUGUUGGGGGACGACGGCGAGGUCAAGCCCGAAGCGCUCGGAAAAUCGAGGGUGGAUGAUUCCAGGCUAAAACUGAGAGAGGAAAUGGCAAAGUUGGGGAAUGAUCCAGGGUACGACGACAUGCCCGUCGAGGAAUUUGCGGCCGCGUAUCUUAGGGGUUAUGGUUGGCAAGAGGGGAAAGGGGUGGGGAAGAAUGCCAAGGAGGAUGUUCCGCCUAGGCAGGUUGAGAAGAAGAGGGGUCGAGAGAGGUUUGGGCUUGGGUUUGAGCCCCUUGAGCCAGUGCGGGAAGAGAAGGCCAAGGGGAGGGAUAGUCGGGGAGGUGAAGGGAAGCUUCGAGUGGGUAAAGAGGUGAGGAUUGUUGGGGGAAGUAGAGAAGACUUGUUUGGAUUGAAGGGAAAAAUUGUGGAAGUAGUGGGCAGCGAAUCGGUGAUUCUGAAUCUCUCAAGGAGAGAAGAGGAAGUCAAGGUCAGGAUCACAGAUCUCACUGAGUUGGGUUCUGCUGAGGAAGAAAAGUUUUUGAGGAAGAUGAAGGAGCUUCGAAUUAAGAAUGAUAGCACUGGAAGUCGUAGAAAGAGUGGAAAUGAAGUGAAGAGAGAUGUUCGAAAUGGUGGAGAUAAGAGGGGUGACAGUGGUAAAGCUGGAUGGCUGAUGAGUCACAUUAGGGUUAGAGUGAUCAGCAAGGAUUUGAAAGGUGGGAGAUUGUAUCUGAAGAAGGGAAGGGUGGUUGAUGUGGUUGGACCGAAUGUAUGCGAUAUAUUGAUGGAUGAGAGCAAAGAACUUAUUCAAGGUGUAGAUCAAGAAUAUCUUGAGACUGCAUUACCCAAGCGUGGGGGUUCGGUUUUCGUUUUGUCUGGUCGUUAUAAGGGUGUCCAUGGGAGUCUAGUGGACAGGGAUUCUGACCGAGAUACUGGUGUUGUCCGUGAUGCUGAUAGUCAGGAGUUGUUCAAUGUGCGGCUUGAACAAAUUGCUGAGUAUGUUGGAGAUCCAAGCUUAAUGGGAUAUUGAUUUGCUUGAUGCCUCAACCGUGUCAGAAAGAAGGGGUUUAGGCUGGUAUUUGCUCAUGGAGAAUUGGAUCGGCUACUGUGCAGGGAUGGGUAUAUGAUGCAUGUGAGUUGCAGAGAUAUGGCUAGUAGUUGCUGAACACCUAAAAAGUUAUGAGGAGCAGCAGAUGACCGCCCAAGAUUUGAUACGAAUACUUACCUACGUAUUCUGUGAACCAUCUGCAUUUGGAUCUUCACAACCACAAUUGCGGGUACAUUCAUUUGUGUGCAUGGCUCUGCGACGGGAUAUCAUCCCAUCAACAGUUGGGUGUCGGUUGAUUUCGAUUUGUAUUAUUGACAUCCAGGUUGCCAUAAGAAUGAGAAGACUGGAUGCUGCUAUGUAACUUGUUCGAUUACUUCCAGGUGAUCAAAGUGAAGAGCUUCUCGCUUCCGUUGUUUCUGUUUCUUUUCGAGGGUCCCUUACUAGAGGAGAAACAGAGGUUUGUUGUAUUUUCCUCCACUGUGCAGACACAAUAUUUACUUCUGCGGGCAUUGUGGCACGGUUUUAUCCGGCGUUCAUGCUGGGCAUGCAUUGAGUUUGUUCACAG
This is a messenger RNA of Rhodamnia argentea, 2091 nucleotides long. RefSeq names its product protein MOS2. Gene Ontology annotation, cellular component: spliceosomal complex. The record is from RefSeq and is a predicted model, not a curated record. Gene Ontology annotation, molecular function: nucleic acid binding. Gene Ontology annotation, biological process: mRNA splicing, via spliceosome. The transcript is spliced from 2 exons. NCBI's taxonomy places the organism in Eukaryota, Viridiplantae, Streptophyta, Magnoliopsida, Myrtales, Myrtaceae. Bases 129 to 1508 code for a protein of 459 amino acids.